CCCCUAUUUAAAAUCACUCUCCCCUUCGACUACUCAUUCCAUCUCACCUCAAACUCUAUAGCUUAAACCUUAAAUAAUCAGUUUUGAUCGAAUCAAGAGAUUUCCAUAAGUUUAAACUUUCACUCUUUGAUCAGUACGGCGGGGCUACUAAUUAAGGUUCUUGGAAGAUCUUGUUUUGUUUCAACAACAUUGGAGAAUGAAUGGCAAGAAGGGUAGUUUUGAGAUCAACAUUCCUUCAGUUACCAAAGCUAAAGUGCCCCCUACCGGUCAGGAAUCCGGCGGUGGCACCGACGCUGGAUUCUCCUGCAAAGAAUGGGCUUUGAGAGUUUGGGCGUUCUGCAAAGAAGACAGCAAUAGGGUGCUGUUUUCUUUCAAGGUUGGCCUUGCUGUUCUUCUUGUGUCUCUGCUCAUUCUAUUUCGGGCACCUUAUGAAGUGUUUGGCACCAACAUCAUCUGGUCAAUCCUCACAGUUGCUAUCAUGUUUGAAUAUACAGUUGGUGCCACGUUUAACCGAGGAUUUAACCGCGCACUUGGAAGCUUGUUAGCAGGGAUUUUAGCGAUUGGUGUAGCUCAAAUGGCCUUAAGCUCCGGCCAAGUUGCACAACCUAUUAUAAUCGGAAUCAGUAUCUUUGCCAUUGGGACUGUGACAUCUUUCAUGAAAUUGUGGCCUUCUCUUGUGCCAUACGAGUAUGGUUUUCGAGUCAUACUGUUUACCUACUGCUUGAUCAUAGUUUCGGGUUAUCGGAUGGGAAACCCUAUCAGAACUGCCAUGGACAGGCUCUACUCGAUCGCGAUUGGAGGCAUCGUAGCUGUUCUAGUGAAUGUGCUCAUUUUUCCUAUAUGGGCGGGGGAGCAGCUGCACAAGGAACUAGUCAGCAGCUUUGGUGCAGUUGCUGAUUCACUUGAAGAAUGUGUGAGGAAGUAUCUAGAAGAUGAAGGUUUUGAUCUGCCAGAGUUCUCCAAGACUAUCAUGGAUGAGUUCCCAGAUGAGCCAGCCUACAGGAAAUGUAAAUCCACAUUGAAUUCCUCUGCAAAACUAGAAACCCUGGCUAAUUCAGCAAAAUGGGAGCCACCCCAUGGCAGGUUCAGGCACGUCUUCUAUCCAUGGUCGGAGUAUGUCAAGGUCGGGGCAGUUCUUCGAUACUGCACGUACGAGGUCAUGGCACUUCACGGUGUUCUUCACUCUGAAAUCCAGGCGCCAUACAACCUAAGAGUCACAUUCCGGACAGAGAUCCAAGAAGCCACAAGCGAAGCCGCCGAGCUACUCAGAAGCCUGGGGAAGGACAUAAGCAACAUGAAACGAAGCCCCAACACAUCCCUUCUCAAACGGCUUCACAGCUCCACGGAGCGGCUCCAGCGCGCCAUCGACACCCAUUCCUAUCUCCUUACUUCCACCUACGACGCCGCCGCCGCCGACAAUCCAUCGAAGCCGCUUUCCAGCCGGCUUUCUCACGCCUUUUCUUCAACCCUCCGCGACCUCUCCACCCAACUCGCCGACCUCGACAAGGCCGCCGCCGACGAUGACCAGGCCUCACCGGAGAAGCUUCCGCUUCCGCUUCCGCUUCCGCUUCCGCCGCCUCAGCCGGCGGAGACUUACCACGAGAUGAUGAGGAAGCAAUCGAGGAGGCUGCAUUCAUGGCCGCCGAGAGCAGUGGAUGCCUUCGAAGAAGAGGGAGGCUUUGCUGCUGCGGCUGCGGAUUUCAACGUUCCCAGAAUGAAGGCCCUUGAAAGCACAGCUUCCCUGUCUCUCGCCACUUUCACUUCGCUUCUCAUUGAAUUCGUCGCUCGGCUGGAUCACUUGGUGGAGGCUGUCGACGAGCUCUCAAAGAUGGCUAAGUUCAAGCAAGUGUUGUAGUCGACUGAUAAUUGAAGGAUAGCCCCCCCACCUAAUAGUCCAAUGUCUUAAUCUCGCCUCUAAUUAUGUUUACAACAUCAUAAUCUUACUUAUUACAAGUGAUUAACUUCUCAUUUCAUAUACUUACCACCUCUUGUAUUG
This is a messenger RNA of Diospyros lotus (date-plum), 1996 nucleotides long. Its product is annotated as aluminum-activated malate transporter 9-like. The record is from RefSeq and is a predicted model, not a curated record. NCBI's taxonomy places the organism in Eukaryota, Viridiplantae, Streptophyta, Magnoliopsida, Ericales, Ebenaceae. Gene Ontology annotation, biological process: malate transport. The transcript is spliced from 6 exons. The coding region runs from base 197 to 1855 and encodes 552 amino acids. Gene Ontology annotation, cellular component: plant-type vacuole membrane.